UUGCGUUAUACUGGAUGCCAAUAUCACAUUUCAUGUGGGUUUCAACCGUAAGGUCCAUUUCUGUAGAAUUUGAGCAAAAAAAGCCUAUCUUUAUUCGUCAGAAUACUGCUUAAGCUUACGCUUACGCUUAUGCUUCUGCUUCUGCUCAAUUGAAUUCCUGGUUUACUGAUUCAAGUACUGAUUCAAGUUCCUGGUUUACUUGUAACUUGUAAGAAUAGUUGUAAUGUUGUAGUGAUUUGAGGAUGAAUUGCAUGAAUUAGACACCAAUAUGAUAAUUGAAAACUUUGAAGGGUUUGAGAACUGACCCAAACCAGGCAUAUGACACCCACAAUGUAAUUGUAAUCUUGAGGAGUUUGAGAAAUCCCAAAUCAGGAUUAUUCAUUCUUUUCCAUUUAAGGAUGUGGGUUUUGACACAAUGUCGAAACGUAUGCGCUGGUUAUCGGAAUACUGUGCGAUAGAGGUUCUGCUAAACAGUUGGAAGAUUUUAUUUGAGGUGAUUAAGUUGUACGCUGUCAAAUUGGAGUUUGACCUUUCUGAGUUGCCAGAGUUACUCAAGGUUGAAAUGACUACAUCAGUGGUUAGAGUCAUUGAUGCCUUGGUGAAUGGCUAUGUUAGUUUGGGUAUGUUUGAAAUGUGUAUAGAGGUCCUGUUUCAAACACGAAGAAAGGGUUUGAUGCCUUGUAUAAUUACUUAAUUAAUCGCGUGAUUGAGCAGGAUGAGCUGUACAUGGUUGUGGCUAUAUACCAACAUGUUAAGACGAUUGGUUUGGACCUUAAUUUAUAUACAUAUAAUCUUAUGAUUAAGGUGUUGUCGCUAAAAGGGUAAUCUCGUGGAACCGUUGUAAGUUGAAUGACUGGCAAAUGAAGCUGUUGAUAAGGGUAUAAAACCGGAUAAUGUAACAUACAUAACUCUCCUUUCUAGUUGUCGUUGAGUACAAGAUACUGACACAGUUGUGACCCUUUUCGAUGCGAUAAAAGAAUAGAAUUGUGGCACUGGGCUGUUGAGAAAAUGAAGACUUCGAUGUCAGUUUUGAAACAUGUUAUAUUGAAAGUUAAGAAAGUACAGUUCACGCAAUGAACCCACAUAGUACAUUAAAGUCAAUGGGUUAGCUCAGAAGGUCAGUCAAAGUCAUGUUUGCUCAAGUGAAGUAAUGAAAUGAUUGUGGGUCUUGUGGCAUUACACAAUCUAAUUCCUGUAGAGGUUAUCAUGGAUUUUCCUCAAUUGCCAUUAUGAAAUGAACUACACUUGUUGCAAAUACUUCUAACCGCCAGUGGCUGAGGCGUCUAUUUACACAGGUUCAUCUUCUUGUUCGGAUUCAUUUAUAAUGAGAUGGAGAUCACAUAUGUCGGAGUACAGAGUAGAUAUGCAUUUUCAUGGACAUCUAUGACGUUAGUCCAAGUUACAAGUAUGUGGACAGAAAGCCAACAAUGAAUGAGAUUAGUUUGAAGUUAUAGUUUUGAGGGACGGAGGGAGUGUAUAAGACGGCAAAAAGAAAAACGACUUGGAAUGCCCUUUUCUCCCGCUUGGUUUGUGAUGGCCCAAGGGGUAAACAAUUUUACUUAUGUUUAUAUGUAAUAAUAGACAUAUCAUUUAGGGGUUGCAUUGCAUAUAAGUAUUAAAUGUAUUUCCUAAAUUGGUAUUAAUUUAGGAUGCAAGUCAAAUUCACGUGUAAAUUGUUGUAAUUAAUGUUUAUGUUAAGCUAAAUUCCACUUUUACCUCUUUAUACGCGGGUCACGGGCUGUAUAUAUAAUUUUCCUAUAUUUAUUUGUGAUGAUUUUAAAAAAAAGUCUUGCACGCAUAACUUGUACAAUAAAUUUAUUGUACGCCAUGAUAAAUUUUACCCAGUUUUUUUUGUAACUUUUAUCAGGUUUUUAACUUUUAUAUUAUAACACAAAGUUGAUAGAUAAGCAUUUUAAAGGGUUAAAUGAUUAAUUUUAAUUUUAUACAUUAAUAGUGAUUUUGAGAAAAUCAUUUUGAUUAAAAUAAAAAAAUAUUAUCACUAAAAAAUAGAUAACAUUGACAUAUAUAAGGGUAGCUUUUAAGCAUUUUGAUUUAACUUUUACUCCUGUUCUUUCCCCCCGAAAAUGGAAAAUACUUCUUUUAAUAAAAGAAGGAAUCUCAAAUGUUACAUAACGUUUUCCCGUCGAAUCAAACACACCCUCUCUUCCUCCCUCCCCCUCCCCCUCCCUCUCCUUAUCCUUAAGUCCUUUCCAGCUAAUUACUUAGUACCAAAAAGCCAUCUUUUUUACCAAAACAUAAAAAAGUGUUGUUUUACAAUGUUUCAUCAACUAAGGAAACUUUGCUAGACAGUAGCAAAGGUGGUAACUGUAGUCCUGUCUAAAUCUAAUAAUGCCUUGUGCUUUAUUUAUUGGCUUCUAAAGUUUUUUUUUUCUAAUGGAUGUGUUCAUUUUUCCUCUACUUUUCAUCUUUUAUAAAUGUUUUUAAUAACUCCUUGCAUUCUUUGGACUUUGAAAGAUGGUCCCUACUCCUAUGAGGGGUGGAUCUUCAGUUAAUUUUUCCAUCUACUAGUUGAAAAAUAUUAAAAUAAAUAUUUCAUAUUUGAUUUUGGCACUUAAAAUAGACUCAUUUUGAUUGUUGAUUGAUAGGUUAAUUAUGAAUAUAUAAAACCUGUUUCCAUUAUUUUAUUAUCGUUUUAGUUUGAUUGGGUGGUUAAAAAAAAGAUGGUUAUACUUCGCAAAGGUUUAAUAGUUACAAUCAAAUAUUGGCUACUAUUCUGCGAAAGAGGGACUGUAAGUCUGUAACUAAUGAGUUGAUUAGCAAGAUGUAUAACCCAUAUGGCCUUAUUAUAUUCACCUAUGAAUUAUUUACCUUUUAUUACUUAAAUCUUUAUGUUUGCUCAAUCUCAAUCAGUGAGGUUGCCACUUUUGCUUCAACCUAUUACUGUCAUGUGAUUAAGAAAACACCAUAUACGCAUAGUGCUGUUGCUUGUGACAUAGAUUUUAUUCUUAUAUGUCUUUUACAUAAUAUUUUGCCGUCUUACGUUUACCUAAUUAUUUAGGUUGGGAGCCCUGGAAAGUGAUAUCAUGUAUUACAAACUUUCAAUGUUGUUAUGGUAGCUGUGUUGAACUUUGUAUUGAACUGUGUAUUGUACAAGAUUGACCGGUAUCCAUGCAUCUACGCUGAAAACAUGCAAUUUUUUUUCAGAAAAUGGUGGAGUUGUGUAUUUAGACAGUAUAAAAUGGCCGAUUCUGACAUUUGGACACCGACUCAUACUAGGUACUUAUAUGACAAACUAAUACAUCGCGGGUCCAUCUUAUACUAUAAUUCUAUGCCAAAAAGUGUCUUUUAAAAAAUAAAUAAAUUGCUACAAUGCCUUUAUUUCUUGUGCCUUGUUUUCUUUACUUUCUACUCCCUCUACAUAUAUUCAGUCUGAUAUAAACAUGAGCAUACACUUCCUUAAAACACUCUUAUGAAGCAUUCUUUCUGCUAAAAAGCCUAAACCUCGCUUAUCGAACAAUAUUACUCCUCUCCCUUUCACUUUAAACCCUUAAGAGAUGGCUUCACCAGCUGACAAUCUCCAGGGACCUUUAAAAUACCAGACUUGGACCUUGAGAGUUCCAAUACACUGUGAAGGUUGCAAGAAGAAAGUGAAGAAAAUUCUUCAGAAGAUAGAUGGUGUUUAUAUGACAACAAUUGAUGCUCAACAACACAAGGUUACUGUGACUGGAAAUAUAGAAGCUCAGACUCUUCUACAAAAACUAUCUAAAUCUGGUAAACCUGCAGAAUUGUGGGCAGACCAGUCUGUGAAGAAAGAUAACAUGUCGGAAGCACCAAGUAAUGCGAAAGAAAAGAUUAAGGCCGCAAAAGAAAGCGAUGAGAAAAACAUCAAAAAAACCCAGAAAGGAAAUGCAAAAGCUACUGGAGAAGGUGGUCAGAAAAAAGAAAAAAAAUCAGCUGAGAAUCAUGCAAACCCUGGCAAAACUCUUAAAGAAGGUGAAAACUCUAAAACGGUUCCUCCUCUUGUUGGUGAAAAGUCAUUACAGUUAGAGAAUGCAGGAGUUGAUGGAAACAGCAAUGGUGGAGGUAGUGAUAAAAAGAAGAAAAAGAAAAGUAAAGGAAACAGUGGUAAUGCUGGAAAUGACAAGAACCCGAUAAAACCACCAGCAUCAACCCCUUCACCUGUAUCCGUACCAGAAGCAGCACCAGCUAUAGCGUCUGAGACCCCGGCACCAACGCCACCUGCACCAGCUUCAGUGCCUCAAGAAUUACCAGUUCCUGCAGAAUCACCAGUCCCCAUGGAAACACUUGCACCUGAACCAGCACAAGGAUUAACACCAGCCCCAACACCAGGACCGGCACCGGCACCGGCACCGGCACCAGUAGCAGUCUCAACACAAGCACCAACACCAACACCAGGAGAUGGGUAUUCAAUGCAGCAUGUCAAGCCCAACGAACCAAUGAACCAUGGGCCUCCAAACAAUUUUGGGCCCCCGAAUCAAGGUUACCCAGACGGGCCAUAUCACAGGCCUACUGAUACCUUUGAUCAUCCAAAUCAGCAAGGUUACAUGUAUCCUCCAGCUCCUCAACUCGGAAUCAGUUACAGUAUGGCACAACCUAGCAGUAGUUCCUCAUACUAUGCCCCACCACACUACGCUUACGAAUAUCCGCAGUAUCCCAUGAUGCAUAUUCCCCCACCUCCACCGCCGAAUCCGAUCUAUGAGGUACCUGAUGAUGAACAUUAUUACAAUGACAAUGGAAGUCAAUGUCGUCUGAUGUAGUAUCAUAAACUCAGAGUUGCUCCAAGAAGGCUUCAGAAGAACAUAUGCAUUAUACUGUUAAACGCCAAAGAAAAAGGAAUGUAAAAUUCAGAUCGGAAAUUCUAUUUUCUUCCUGAAUUUUAUUUUAUAUUACUUAAUUAUCAAUUGGUAGGAUUUCUUCGUAGUUAGGUAAUAUCCAUGUUAGAAUAUGUAUAUUUUGUUAGUUGUGACUUGUGACUUGUGAGGAAUGAAAGAUCUCUCUUUUUCUUUUCUUUA
Spinacia oleracea (spinach) is the source of this 4994-nucleotide messenger RNA. Its product is annotated as heavy metal-associated isoprenylated plant protein 36. Bases 3516 to 4739 code for a protein of 407 amino acids. Gene Ontology annotation, molecular function: metal ion binding. The transcript has 7 exons. The record is from RefSeq and is a predicted model, not a curated record. NCBI's taxonomy places the organism in Eukaryota, Viridiplantae, Streptophyta, Magnoliopsida, Caryophyllales, Amaranthaceae.